Molecule: messenger RNA, 3955 nt
Organism: Octopus bimaculoides (California two-spot octopus)
Lineage: Eukaryota; Metazoa; Mollusca; Cephalopoda; Octopoda; Octopodidae
Product: protocadherin beta-15
Biological process (GO): homophilic cell-cell adhesion
Cellular component (GO): plasma membrane
Molecular function (GO): calcium ion binding
Source: RefSeq, a predicted model, not a curated record
UAUACAGAGAGAAACAGAUUAUUAAGAUAAUUAAGUAUAAUGAAUAGAUAUAUUAAGUUCCAUAAACAACCAAAAGGCACUGAAAAAUAAAGAAAACUCUUCCACACUCCAACACAUACAGUGCAGAUGUACAAAUACACAUAUACAUACAAUUACAAAGUUAUAACACAAAUUCCCAAAUAAAGAUUCUACUUCCUAUCAUCUGACUCACAACUGCAGUUCAUCGAUAUGCAGCGCUAGUCAUACUACAAUAGCAGUUGUAACACCAGAAUGCUAUGCUGGGAUGCACAUCUCUGAUCUCAUAUUAUGGAAACAAUGGAUUAAACAAUGAAGGUGCUGAUAAAUUUGGGGAUCAAUGAUGAUCACAACAAUGACUAUGUACACACUACUAUUGUUCAUUGCAUACACAGGGCUGCCAGUUGUUAUUUCUGCAAAUAUUGUUUACCAUAUCAAUGAAGAAGAGAGUCCUCACACCUAUAUAGGAGACAUUGCAAUUGAUUCUAACUUAUCAUACUCUCUUACACUUCAACAACAUACUGUUGUUACAUUUACACAAUUGCAAAGGAAAGUGUCGAGUGGUUCUCACUUAUUUAAUGUCACCAACUCAGGAAAACUAUACACUACUCAAACACUAGAUGCUGAGUCCCUGUGUAUUUACAAGAAAGAAUGUUUUAAAAUUGUCAAAGUAGCAGUGAGGAAAGCAGAAACAUUUACAAAAAUAUUAAAGAUUAAAAUAAUUAUAGAAGAUAUUAAUGAUCACCAACCACAGUUUCCAGAAAAUGAAAUGAAAUUAGAAUUUUAUGAGACGGAUGUAAAAGGAAUUUCAAAAUCAAUACCAAAUGCUGUUGAUAAAGACAUUGGCCUUCUUAAUUCUAAGAUUACAUAUAAACUCAAAGAUAAAAGUAAGAAAUUCUCACUAUCCAUAUUUAAAGGAUUUAAUGGAAUAAACUUACUUAAAAUCACCCUAGAAGGAAUGUUAGAUAGAGAAUCAAAAGACACUUAUAUGUUACAAUUGGUGGCUAAAGAUGGUGGCUCUCCACCAAAAGAGGGUUUAUUGAAUAUAGAAAUAUCUGUUAUAGAUGUUAAUGAUAAUCAACCACAGUUUCCUCAGCAAAUAUACAAUAUCUCUAUUAGUGAUACACAUCACAUAUCUACUCCUGUUUUUAUCUUAUCCGCUACAGACUUAGAUUCAGAUAAAAAUGGAGAUAUUACGUAUAACUUUUAUCAAAAGGCAAGUUCUUAUGCUGAAAGAAAUUUUAAAUUAAUGUCAAAUGGAGAAAUUUUCCUAAAUGAGAACUUUUAUAAAGAUAGGGAACAAAUUUAUAAACUAUAUAUUCAAGCCAGGGAUAGAGGAAGACCUCCUUUAAGUUCUACAGCAAUGUUGAUUAUCAAUGUAAUUAACAAUCAAAAUAAUGCCCCAAAUAUAAACAUAGAUUUUGUAUCACCUUUAACAGAGUCUUCUACAGCUAUUUCAGAAGCAAGUCAACUGGGUAGUUUUAUAGCUUAUGUUAUGGUCAUUGACACUGACAGUGGACCUAAUGGACAAACUAAAUGUAAUAUUCAUCACAAAAUGUUUCAACUUUCUAAUAUGGGUUCUAAAGAAUAUAAAAUAUUGGUGAAAGAACCUCUUGACAGAGAAACUAUAGACCAUUUUGUUGUUUCUAUUGUAUGUCAUGACAUGGGAUCACCUCCAUUAAAGACUAAGAAACAGUUCUCUGUCAAAGUAACUGAUGUCAAUGAUGUAGAACCACAUUUUACCAAAGAGACAUUCCAAUUUAAUGAUACAUCUCCAAUGUUGACUGCUGUCCCAUUCCAAUCUGAUAACAACCUAAAUAUGACUUGGAUAAUUAUCAUUGUAGCAGCAGCUGUAAUACUAUCUGUGGCUAUUGUGGUGUCAAUAACACUGUGUGUUUUUAAAUGUAUCAAUCACUUCAAUAACUUGCCUGCACCAGCAGAUAAUCCAAAAUUUCUCUCAAGGACUGAGAUGAGACAAAUCCUGUAUCAGACUAAUAAUCCUGUUGCAAUAACUAGAAAUGCAGACGACAUAUUUGCUAGAAAUCUUCAAUCAAUAAAGCCUAAAAGUCCUUACUAUCCUGAAUCAGAACAGUUGACCAAUGAAUGGAAAUUCUCAACAACACCUAGGAGGUUACCACCUACUCCUCAGAUCUAUAAUAAGCAGGUUUCUGAUGGGUCAUCUGAGCAAGGCGACAAUAAUAGUAUUGUGACAUCAAACAAUCUAAAUGACACAUUACCAUCUCAAAAGGAUCGCAACCGUGGAUGGAGUGAAGGAGAUAUUUCACAACAAACUUCAAUAAUAUCAGAAUACAGUAACUACAGACCAAACAUACCUCCAACACCAAAGAGUGAUCAUGAACAAGAUACAUAUCUAGAACCAAUUACAAUAAUGAGUGUAAUCAACACUCUGCAGCUUUACAUUCUGUAUGGGAUAAUGUAUCCAGUUGUGUGCAUAGAUAUUAUAUACCAUGUCAAUGAAGAAAACAGUCCACACACAUAUAUAGGAGAUAUCGCAGCUGAUUCUAACAUAUCACAUUCACUUAUACACCAGCAACAUGCACUCAUUACAUUUACACAAUUACAAAGGAUGGUAUCAAGUGGGUCUCAAUUAUUCAAUGUCACCAGCUCAGGAAAACUAUACACUACUCAGAUACUGGAUGCUGAGUCUCUGUGUACAUAUAACAAGGAAUGUUCCAGAAUUGUUAAGGUAGCAGUGAGGAAAGCAGAAACAUUUACAAAAAUAUUAAAGAUAAAAAUAAUUAUAGAAGAUAUCAAUGACCACCAUCCAGAGUUUCCAGAUGAUCGAAUUAAAAUAGAGUUUUAUGAGACGGAUGUAAAAGGAUCAACAAAAUCGAUACCAAAUGCUGUUGAUCAAGACAUUAGUCUUCUCAAUUCUAACAUCACAUACAGACUCAAGGAUAAAAGCAAGAAAUUUUCACUAUCCAUAUUUAAAGGAUUUGAUGGAAUAAACUUACUUAAAAUAACUCUAGAAGGAAUGUUAGACAGAGAAGAAAAGCACAGUUACAUGUUACAUUUGGUAGCUAAAGAUGGAGGUACUCCACCAAAAGAAGGCAUACUGAACAUAUAUAUCACUGUUACAGAUGUUAACGACAACCAACCAAUGUUUACACAAAAAUUAUAUAAUACCACCAUCAGUGACGCACAUCACAUAUCUUCACCUGUGAUUCUUUUAUCAGCAACAGAUUUAGAUUCUGGUCAAAAUGGGAACAUUACUUACUAUUUACAUAGAAAUACAAAUAAAUAUGCCAGAAAACAUUUCAAAUUAAAUUCUAAAACAGGAGAGAUUUUCAUCAAUGAUAAUUUAUUUAGAAAUAAAGAAAGUAAAUAUCACUUGUACAUUCAGGCUAGAGAUGGUGGAAAUCCUUCAUUAAGCUCCAUGGCAAUGUUGAUUAUCAAUGUAAUUAACAAUCAAAAUAAUGCUCCAACAAUAAAUAUAGAUUUUGUAUCACCUUUAACAGAGUCUUCUACUGCUGUUUCAGAAGCAAGUAAAAUUGGGAGCUUCAUAGCAUAUGUUAUGGUCAUUGACACUGAUAGUGGACCUAAUGGACAAACUAAAUGUAAUAUCCACCAUAAAAUGUUCCAGCUUUCUAAUAUGGGUUCUAAAGAAUAUAAAAUAUUGGUUAAAGAACCUCUUGACAGAGAAACUAUAGAUCAUUAUGUUGUUUCUAUUGAAUGUCAUGACAUGGGAUCACCUCCAUUAAAGACUAAGAAACAGUUCUCUGUCAAAGUAACUGAUGUCAAUGAUGUAGAACCACAUUUUACCAAAGAGACAUUCCAAUUCCUCACCUAUGAAAACCAGAAAGUUGACUUCCCUAUUGGCUUCAUCAAUGCUACAGACCCUGAUCUUGGAGAGGGAGGCCAACUUACAUAUUCUAUCAUCAAUGAUAACAAAAAUGAUAAUAUUCCUUUCCAACUGACA